CUCAGCCCCCAGUUCUGCUCCUCACUCUCCAGCAGUGAUGGACAUGUGGUCUACGUGCUAACUACAGGAGUUCCCUCCUCACACAGACUACCUGAUGUGCAAUCUGCUGUUCGUCUUCCUCCAUUUUCUCCGCUACCUUCCCUGAAGUUUUUUUUCCAAUCCCCUAAGAGUAAUAAUACUGAAAUAAUAGUUCUUUAAGUGCCUGAAAACGAAGAACCCCAGAACAGUACUCAGAACCAGGACUGUGGCUGACUGACAGAAAGAGAACAGUGAUAAGGACAGCGGUUAAAGGUGGAACAGAGCUUAGGAGGACCGACUCAAGGAGCACGGAAGGAGGACAGCACACCAUGCAGGGCUGCGCUACACUGACCCUGCUGCUGGUUCUGAUUCUGGCACCCGGGUCUGGAAAUGCCCGGCUGAUCCACAGGAGGGGAGACCACCCAAAGGACUACGAGUACCUGAACCAAUCCCCACUGACCCAGCACCAGAAGAGCGACCGGUGCCCACCACCCCCACAGAAGCUGCCGGAACGUGCCUGCGAGGUUCCCAGCUGCCGCUCUGACUCUGAGUGUGAGAGGCACAAGCGCUGCUGCUACAAUGGCUGCAUCUACGCCUGCCUGGAGUCCGUGCAGCCCCCGCCGGUGCUGGACUGGCUGGUUCAGCCCAAACCCCGGUGGCUAGGGGGCAACGGCUGGCUGCUGGACGGACCGGAGGAAGUGCUCCAGGGUGAGGCGGAAGCAUGCAGCACCACAGAAGAUGGCGACGAGCCCUUGCAAUGCCCCACGGGCUACGAGUGCCACAUCAUCCACCCGGGAGUACCGGCAGCCGGCAUCCCCAACCGCGGCCAGUGCAUCAAGCAGCGCGGCAGUUCCGAUGGCCGCAGCCCGAGACCCAAGCACUUCAGAGACUACAAGGAUUACACGGGGAGCAGAUCCAAUAACGCGGCAAGCUUUGAGAAACAUCAGCACAAUCAUCUGGGCUAGACGGGGCUGGACAGAUAACAGCCUGGACCAAACCUAACAGAUCCAAGAUGCAAGCAACCAAUAUCCAUGAACAAUUUUCACCUCUUUCCAAACCCUUUCAAAAGCAAAUAAACAACUGGGAUGGAGGCCAGCAGUUUUAGUAAAAGUGUCUGUCACACAUACAAUAUGUGAGUGUUCACAAGUAAAUACCCAAAGAAGCAGGUCAGGGGACUGUAAAUUAGGGCUCAUAAUACAAAACACGAGCUGCACUCUGCUGCCCAUUAAAGUUUUAGGGACACACUGCAUUUAAAACACACUCACCUAGAGGGCGCCAAAGAGCCACCUGCAUCACCUGUGUCACACUUGUGGUUGGGAAUGCAAAAUGAAACACUGGGCAGCUGAAGGGUACCAGAAAGGGGGGGGGGGUCGAGUUGCACACAGGAAAGACUCUGUGUUCUGUAAAGAAUAGAUUCUGCUUCCAUAUACAAAACACUGACAGGCAGGGGCCACUGUGGGGAUGCUAAUGCUAACCAUAACCAGUGCAUCGUCCAUUUGGGCAUUUCGGCUGUUCUUUCUGAGCGCGACAGGGUACUGUUGUCAGGAAAAUUCUGCCUCAGGCACCACAAAGCCAUCAGGGUUAAACCAGUCCAGCUUGGGGAGUUGAGAGCCCCAAGAUGAGGUACAGAAACAGAAACAGCAGCAUAAAAGUGAAAAAGCUUGGAGUUUCCCUCAGAUUGCAGCCUACCUGUACACACUGCCAUCCUCAACAGCAUAACACAGGCUGACGGUGCCGUAACACUUCCCAGUGUAUUCCAAGUAAAGUGACAUAUAGCAUCA
Paramormyrops kingsleyae is the source of this 1799-nucleotide messenger RNA. It is a transcript of the gene wfdc1, whose product is annotated as WAP four-disulfide core domain 1. Gene Ontology annotation, molecular function: peptidase inhibitor activity. Gene Ontology annotation, biological process: regulation of cell growth. The record is from RefSeq and is a predicted model, not a curated record. Lineage: Eukaryota; Metazoa; Chordata; Actinopteri; Osteoglossiformes; Mormyridae. Gene Ontology annotation, cellular component: extracellular region.